Molecule: messenger RNA, 2141 nt
Organism: Asparagus officinalis (garden asparagus)
Lineage: Eukaryota; Viridiplantae; Streptophyta; Magnoliopsida; Asparagales; Asparagaceae
Product: probable receptor-like protein kinase At2g42960
Exons: 8
Coding region: 414-1877 (487 amino acids)
Biological process (GO): protein phosphorylation
Molecular function (GO): protein kinase activity; ATP binding
Source: RefSeq, a predicted model, not a curated record
GCCAGCACCAUCUCUUUUGCUUUUCCUUUACUGCUCACCUUCUUCUUUUUCUCUCUCUAUCUUCAUCUCAAGAUUUCCUCCAUUGAAAACAAAGCUUCUUCUUUUUCAAUGUUCUCUCUCUCAACAGAGACAGAGAGAGAGAGAGAGAGAGAGAGAGAGGGCGAGAGAGAGAGAGAGAGCUUGCUGAGUAACUCAAUUCUCCCUCUUCAAACUCUCAGAUAUUAGGAAAUAAAAGAUCAGUUUCGGGUUCUUUUUUUUAAUCAACAUUGGGACUUCUCAGUUGGAAAUCAGUCUCAGUGCAGUUUCACAUCUUGGGUGUUUGAGAUUUAACCGUUUCUUUCUGUAGAGAGGAGGCAAGCAGAGAUUCUUUUGUCUUUUUUUUUGUUUGGUGAAAUCAUCAAAGAGAAAUCAAAAUGUCUAGAGAUUUGAAAGCCGAGUUAUCCAAGAAAACACCAGUCGUCGGCCUUAAACUCUGGGUCCUAAUCGGCGUAUGCACAUUUGCAUUCAUUUUGGUCGUCCUGUCAGCAAUCUCCAUAUGGGUGUCAUGCCGGAGAAAAACAAGGAAAACCCAUGACAAAUUCCCACUCUUUCACAUCCCCACAAUAUCAAAAGAAAUCACAGUUGAUAGAUUUGCUGACCAAACCUUAUCCCAGAGUUACAAUUUUAGCGAUAAUGAUUCUAGAAAGGGGCAAGCACAUCUCGCAAUGAGUAAAUCAAGUGAUGCUGAUAACUUGAGUCAGUGUAGCUCGGUUUACUAUCUUGAGCGAGCUGGGAGUUCAAAUUCACAGGAUAUUGACAGUAGCUUAGGAGCCACAAAGAGGCCAUAUUCUCCAUUAGUUGGUCUUCCUGAUAAUUCACAUCUCGGUUGGGGCCACUGGUUCACUCUCAGAGAUCUUGAAUAUGCUACUAAUCGCUUUUCUAAGGAGAAUAUCAUCGGUGAGGGUGGAUAUGGAGUUGUUUAUAAGGGACGGUUGAUCAAUGGAUCUGAUGUUGCUGUGAAAAAAUUGCUUAAUAAUAUGGGGCAAGCGGAGAAGGAAUUCAGAGUGGAAGUAGAGGCUAUUGGUCAUGUACGGCAUAAGAAUCUUGUUCGGCUUCUUGGUUAUUGUAUAGAAGGAAUUCACAGGAUGCUCGUAUAUGAGUAUGUGAAUAAUGGGAACUUAGAGCAAUGGCUCCAUGGAGGUAUGCGUCAACAUGGUGUUCUUAGCUGGGAAUCCCGCGUGAAAAUAAUUUUAGGCACUGCUAAGGCACUUGCCUAUUUGCAUGAAGCAAUCGAGCCAAAAGUAGUGCACCGAGAUAUUAAAUCAAGCAACAUCUUAAUUGAUGAUGAAUUUAACGGCAAGAUUUCUGAUUUUGGAUUGGCGAAGCUCUUGGGUUCGGGGAAAAGCCAUGUUGCAACCCGAGUGAUGGGGACAUUUGGAUACGUGGCCCCUGAAUAUGCAAAUACUGGAUUAUUAAAUGAGAAGAGUGAUGUGUAUAGUUUUGGGGUACUUUUAUUGGAAGCUAUAACAAGCAGGGAUCCUGUAGAUUACAAGAGGCCCCAAGAUGAGGUGCAUCUUGUCGAAUGGUUUAAGUUGAUGGUCGGAAACAGGAGAACCGAGGAAUUGGUGGAUCCUGAACUUGAGGCCAAACCCUCAACCCGAGUUCUCAAAAGAACCCUUAUAGUUGCUCUUAAAUGUGUUGAUCCCGACUCUGAGAAGAGACCUAAGAUGGGUCAAGUUGUCAGAAUGCUCGAAGCUGAAGAUAGUCCAUUUCGUGAGAAUCGAAGGAGAAACAGAAGGAGCCCUGCACCGAGCUUGGAUACUGAGUCUUUAAAGGAGAGCUCGAGUUCUGUCGGUCUCGACAACAAGGAAGAAGCAUCAGGUGCAUUAGAAAGAUAAGCGAUGAGCGACAUUUUACUCUUUGCUAACAAGUUUAAAGUAUUUCCAAGGGGAAGUAAGAUUAUUACGGUCAGUUUUUGUUGGUUAUGGGGUUGUAAGAGAUUCAAUGUCCAAGCUUCUUCCUCUUUCACUGUAUAGGUACAUCCUCUCUAUUUAUUUUAGAAUCUCAUGUGAUUCAAAUAAACAUUAGUACUUUUGGCCUUUUUGUCAAUUUCUUUCUACCUACUAUUGCAAUUGAUAUCAACAGAAGCAUGAUUAAAAUGC